ACACCAACUGGCACACAUAUGGAAUGCCAUCAUCAGAGGUGGCAGCUUAACUGGCUGUGUCAUAAUGAUGAGACUUCUGUGGUGUGUAAUGAGUCUUUACUUCUAUGGGAUCCCCCAAAGUGAUGCCUCAGAACGCUGUGAUGACUGGGGACUAGAUACCAUGAGGCAAAUCCAAGUUUUUGAAGAUGAGCCAGCUCGCAUCAAGUGCCCACUUUUUGAACACUUCUUGAAGUUUAACUACAGCACAGCGCAUUCGGCUGGCCUUACUUUGAUCUGGUAUUGGACUAGGCAGGACCGUGAACUUGAGGAGCCAAUUAACUUCCGCCUUCCGGAGAACCGCAUUAGUAAGGAGAAAGAUGUGCUCUGGUUCCGGCCCAUCCUCCUCAAUGACACAGGCAACUAUACCUGCAUGUUAAGGAAUACCACAUAUUGCAGCAAAGUUGCAUUUCCCCUGGAAGUUGUUCAAAAAGACAGCUGUUUCAAUUCCCCCAUGAAACUCCCAGUGCAUAGAUUGUAUAUAGAAUAUGGUAUUCAGAAGAUCACUUGUCCAAAUGUAGAUGGAUUUUUUCCUUCCAGUGUCAAACCCAUCAUCACUUGGUAUAUGGGCUGUUAUAAAGUGCAAGAUUUUCAUAACGUAAUACCGGAAGGCAUGAACUUGAAUUUUGUCAUUGCUUUGGUUUCAAAUAAUGGCAAUUACACGUGUGUUGUCACAUAUCCUGAAAAUGGGCGUAUCUUUCAUCUCACAAGGACUGUGACUGUAAAGGUGGUAGGAUCUCCAAAAGAUGCAGUUCCCCCUCAGAUCCAUUCACCCAAUGAUCAUGUGGUGUAUGAGAAAGAACCAGGAGAGGAGCUACUCAUCCCCUGUGAAGUCUAUUUUACUUUCAUGAUGGACUCUCGCAAUGAGGUUUGGUGGACCAUUGAUGGAAAAAAGCCCGAUGAUAUCAGCAUUGAUGUAACCAUUAAUGAAAGUCUAAGUUAUAGUAAAACAGAAGAUGAAACAAGAACACAUGUUUUAAGCAUCAAGAAAGUUACUCCAGAGGAUCUCAAGCGCAACUAUGUCUGUCAUGCUAGAAAUGCCAAAGGUGAAGUUGACAAAGCAGCCAAGGUGAAACAGAAAGUGGUAGCUCCAAGAUACACAGUGGAACUGGCAUGUGGCUUUGGAGCCACAGUCCUGCUAGUGGUGAUUCUCAUUGUUGUUUAUCAUGUUUACUGGCUGGAGAUGGUCCUAUUUUACCGAGCCCAUUUUGGAACAGAUGAAACCAUUUUAGAUGGGAAGGAGUAUGAUAUUUAUAUAUCCUAUGCAAGGAAUGCUGAAGAAGAGGAAUUUGUUUUACUGACUCUCCGUGGAGUUUUAGAGAAUGAAUUUGGAUAUAAGUUGUGCAUCUUUGACAGAGACAGCCUUCCUGGGGGAAUUGUCACAGAUGAGACCUUGAGCUUCAUUCAGAAAAGCAGACGACUCCUGGUUGUCCUAAGCCCCAACUACGUGCUCCAGGGAACCCAAGCCCUCCUGGAGCUCAAGGCUGGCCUAGAAAAUAUGGCCUCUCGGGGCAACAUCAACGUCAUUUUAGUACAGUACAAAGCUGUGAAGGAGACGAAGGUGAAAGAGCUGAAGAGGGCUAAGACGGUGCUCACGGUCAUUAAAUGGAAGGGGGAGAAAUCCAAGUAUCCACAGGGCAGGUUCUGGAAACAGCUACAGGUGGCCAUGCCAGUGAAGAAAAGUCCCAGGCGGUGUAGCAGUGAUGAGCAGGGUCUCUCCUAUUCAUCCUUGAAAAACAUAUGAAAGGGGACAAAGAACAAAGUGUACUCCAGGAAGGAAGAGUCACUCUUCAUUCCCAGUUUGUGGUUGCAUAGGCAGAAAAAAAUUCUGUCUAAGCUUUUCCAUAGGGAUCAAUUCAGGAUGCUAUGGACAGGGCUGGCUAUUCUGCUUCUCAGGCAAUACUAAAGUUUAGAAUAUGUUGUCAAUAGCCUGUCACCAGACUUUGAGAUCAUCAUGUUCUUUGCAGGCAAAGACUUGGUUGAUGUGGAUUUCCCCUUUUGCAUCCUCUGUCUGUAUUCGUAUAUAUCCUUACUUAAAAAAAAAUCUUAAUAUUAUGAAUCAGCCUUACCCAUGGAUUUAAAUAUAGAUCCCUUUAAGAUAUGACAUUGUUGAACAGGGGCAUUAUGAGUUUCCAAGUAUUUCUUUUUCUUUUAUUUUUACUUAUUCAUUAACAAGAAAAUCAGGGCUUGCAUUUAUUUGAGCCUAGCAGAAUGAACAAACGCACUGGCUCAUUCAGCUGCACAGUAUACCCCCACACCAUCACCCAUUUAGAAUGAGAUAAAGCAGUGUAACUGAAAAUGCUUCUUAUAAUUGAUUUGAAAAGUAUGCUGCAUUUUUACCCACUGUAUCACCUUUACCCUCAUCUCAAGUAAUUGACAUCAUAUUUGUAAAUUUGAAAAAUACAUCAUGAUUGUUGUUUUAUUAUAGUAAAUUCCUGAUUGUCUUCAGAUCAACCCAUAUGUAUCAUUCCAUCUCCCUAUUUACUUGUAUCAGUUAUUCAAAGUGUGCAGAUCCAAUGAGAAGAAAACAAACAAACAGAUUUUGCAGGUGGCUCCACAUUUGAUUCAUUCUGAAAGAAAGCUUCUUCUAAUGGUGGUAAUGGAGAGUGAUAUAACAGCAGAAUGCUUUCAGAAAUUAUUUUGUCCUGUGGAAAUACACAUUACAGGGUGUUUGGUGAUUUGUCUUUUAAUCCUAGCCUUUUUAAUGUGAAUAUUAGGAAACUGGUCCCACCUCACUUGUUUUUGUCUCUUCCUUGCAAAGUGUGGAGCUUAGACUUAGCAACCUUGAGUAUUGCUUUUAACAUUACCAGUCUCAGAGAAUUAGUUAUAUUUCCCAUAAUUUAUGCACCAGUAUAGAUCAAACAUUGCCCCAGUUAAAUCAUUCUGAAAAGUCAUUCUCCGUGAAACUUGUUUUUGUUUAAGUAAAAUUUUAUUGUUUGCAAGACUUGGAAAAGUUAAAGCUAAGUGCAAAGUUUACAGAGUGGUGAAUAUCUAUGUUACAUGUAGAUUUUAUAUAUAUAUAUAUAUAUACAUGUAUAUAUGUAUAUAUAUCCACACAUAUGAAAUUUCUAUACAUUUGUGUGGAUAUGCGUAUAUAAAGUGUGCACAUAUGUGUGCAUAUAUAUGAAUAUAUAUGUAUAUAUAUAUAUGUACACACUAUCCUGCCACAUGAAUUAUAUGAUAGUACUUUAAAAAGUUUGUGGAAAAUGCUGUUAAGAAAAAACUAUGCAUAGAUUUCAAAAUUUUUGCACCAAAAAACUUACAUUUUAUUUCUGUUUUUUUUUCCAUGGAUUAUUUUACGUACCUUCAUUUGUAAGUGUGUGUGUGUAUGUAUGUGUAUAAAAUAACAGCCAUCAGUACUAUAUGGCAAACCACUGGAACAUUUGUCCAGUUGUUACGUUUUUACUGUAAUGCUUUUGUGUUAGUGUUUUUGGUACAUUAAUAGUAAUUGUAAAUUCACAUUUGGCAGAGUGGUACUUGUCAUUAUUACUUGCCUUCUCUUGUUAGUACAAACAGCUUACUACUACUACAGUUGACUUUGGGUACAGUGGAAUCUCUUGUGCAUAGAGCUUCCAUGGUCACUGUUAAGCAGUAGCCAGUCUCUGAUAUUAAUUGAUUUUAUACUCUAUUCCCAGGAAACACAUUUAGAAACUAAGUUAUGUUAAUCUCACUGCCCAUCAAUUUAGACUGUUGAGUUAAAAGGAAAAUAAAUAUACAUAUAUGUAAGUCUCAGUAUCCUAAAAAAGCACAACGAAUCAUAAGUUAAAGAAACCCUAUCCCAGUAGUACAAAUGUUGAUAAGCAAAUCUUAGAUUGCUCCCCACAUUUAAGUGUCCUCCAUCAAUUCUAAAGUUCAUAAUAAAUCAUUUCCACAUAUGAAAGUUGAUUGUUUAAAUUGAGAAAAGCUUCACCUUUGAAUUCUUGACUAUAAAACAAUGAUGUAGAAUCACUCUUAGAUAUAAUAUUUUUAGCCUUAUUCAUUCUUUUCCUUGUUACAAAUCACAGCUAUUUCCUCUAUUAACACUUCUCAGAAGAUUACAGGAGUGCGGACUCCAGAUAAACUGAGCAUCAAUUCUUACAUAAGCUUUAGGUAGUGGGUUGUAGUGGCCAGUCUCUUGCCGGUACUGCAUUCUUUGCACUUUUGGAUUCCCUAUUUAUCCCAAAUGCUGUUGGGUGCCCUUAGAAACUCCUUAUUUUUUCCUAUUUAUAUUGCUGUCUUUGAUACUGAAAUUUUCCAAACUUUAUUGUAUAAAGUAUAUCAGAUCUAAGUGAAAUGGCUCAUCCUAAAGAAAUUUAUUUGAUGGUACUUUUUAUGCUCCAGGACAUGUCCCAUACAGAACAUUUGAUGAGGGAAACAUCCUUGUAAUUUAGAGUGCAAUAACAAAUCACAUCUCACUAAAAACAAAACAAUGAUUUUGGGUAUCCUCUGUAAGACCUUCUGUACCCAGGUUAACAAAAGACCAUGAUAUAAAAUUUAUUUGAUUCUCUUUUGUAUUGUAACAUAGAUGAUUCCUUAGGAUUCUAAUAAAAAAGACUCCAUUGUAUUGGAAAAUAAAAAAUCACUUAUUAACUAUCCAUUUUCUAUACACAGGUUUUAAUAUUUAAGGAUUACCUUUUUAAUUUUAUUCAUGAACUUUUGUAUAUUCCAUUUUUCAUCUGAUUUGUAAAUUUACCUAUUUUUAAAAUAAACCAUUUAUUUUCAGCUUUGAAUUUUA
Molecule: messenger RNA, 4750 nt
Organism: Lepus europaeus (European hare)
Lineage: Eukaryota; Metazoa; Chordata; Mammalia; Lagomorpha; Leporidae
Gene: IL1RAP
Product: interleukin 1 receptor accessory protein
Exons: 11
Coding region: 65-1780 (571 amino acids)
Biological process (GO): signal transduction
Molecular function (GO): interleukin-1 receptor binding; interleukin-1 receptor activity
Source: RefSeq, a predicted model, not a curated record